Molecule: messenger RNA, 3497 nt
Organism: Eleginops maclovinus (Patagonian blennie)
Lineage: Eukaryota; Metazoa; Chordata; Actinopteri; Perciformes; Eleginopidae
Product: transmembrane protein 252-like
Exons: 2
Coding region: 198-728 (176 amino acids)
Source: RefSeq, a predicted model, not a curated record
ACAGCGGCUUGUUGUUACUCAAACUUGGUAGGAGGAUUUAUUAAAGUGAAGCAGGUUUAACAUUUUUUAACUCUAAACAGGUACUAAAGAGAUUAAACCACAAUACCUCCCGCAUGACAUCAGUGUAUCUCUCAGGACAGGAAAAAGAGGGACAGGGCACCUGAACAGUUCAAUAAAGAAGCAAGGAUUGGGCUAAAAUGAUAACAGAUAUGAAGAAGCAGCUGUGGUCCCUGGCCCGCAUGGUCCUGCCUGCUCUGGGGUGUGGGUUGACCUGCAUUGGGGCCUACCUAGUGUCCCUGCAGAUCGAGUACAAGUACACUUUGAGGGUCAUGUUUGGCUAUGUCAUGAUUUUGUCGGGCAUCCUGGCUGUGCUCAUCGGAGUCUUCUGGACCAUCUGCCACAGCAUGAAGAGCAAGAUGUACAACAGAGGAGGGCAUGCACAGCACAUGGAUGUCUACACAAUCCAGAGACCAAGUUCCUUCCCUCCAUCCUACGAGGAGUCCCAAGGCAGCCAGGAGUGUCCUGAUCCAGUGCCAGAGUUUGUUGUUGUGGUUGACGGGUUGGAGAUGGUGAUGAGCCUCGCCCCCCCUUUGUACAGCCAGGACAGCUCGGACCCUCCAGACUGCAGGUGGAGCAGGGAGCAGCCUCCUCGCUACAGUCAGGUGGAGCGUGCUCAGCAGGGGGAGAUAGAUGCAGGGAGGCAGAGGGAGGCCGUGGCCGAGCACUGAAGGGAACAAAUGUUUUUCUGGCUGGCUGGGAGAUAUGCAGGAAUGACGAUCGUAGAUAGACAUUAUUUCCUGAUUGGGACGAGAGAGAGAACGUUCUAGAAGAAGGGACAACAAGACAUGUUGAUACCACCUUUAUGCCAUCAGUUUACACCAAACUUCUUAACUCUGAAGUCUGUGCUGACCCUACACAGUGUUGCAGGCCUGUUCCUGCACAGAGCUCUAUGAGGUUAAACUGUGAUUUUGAGUUUUGAGUCUGUGGUUUCCUAGUAAGUAAGGAUGAGCAGCACAUUUAAGUUUCUCCCUUGUGGUGCGACAAAUAACCAAGGACAGAAUUUAUCCAGUUGGAUCCAUGGAUGUUUCCAUUGACAAACAGCACUGACUUUUACCUGCACUGUAGCUUAAAUGUGUAUACUUAUAAAUUAUUACACGAAUAAAACAACUGUUUGUACAGGACUUAACAAAGCUUCCCCACUCCUAGGAUGGAUAGGAGGAUUGUGUAAUGGAAAAAAAAUAUCAGGUGGAUAAAGCUGUAUUGUAGUGUUAUACUAGCGCUGCUUAUUUAAAAACAUUUGUUUCUCAAUAUAUUGCCAACUUAUGCUAGACUUGUUUGUAUAAUAUAUAUAAAUGAUGACCAUUUAUUCUCCCCUUCCUCAAGACAAUUUUGUAUUAAAAAUGAUUUAAAUGUCGUCAUCAGACUGCCUGAUUUAAUUUCAAUGUAAAUCAAAGUCAAGUCCACAGUGCAUUUUAUAUUUUAAACAGCUGAGUUUGAGCAAGGUUUAUAGGCUGAUUCUACUAGAUUUAAACACAAUUUCCUUUACCAGGCAAGUCCUGUUGAGAUGGUAAACCUCUUGGACAUUGCAGGAUAAAAUGUUCCAGAUAAAGAUUAUACAACAUAGGACAAAGUUAUCAUCAUUAUAAGUAUUCCUGGCUGGAACAGAAAACACGAAGAGUUCCCUUCCAAUCAUUACAUGUCAGCGGCAGACAACCGGUAUUUCUCUUCAUCUGAGUUAAUGAUUAAAAGUUUGCAAAUCUAUAACUGGAGUGUUCCCAAAGACGUGAGAGACAAGCAGGACUUUUCAGUCUGUGCAGAAUGUGUGUGUGUGUUGAUUGUGCUUGAGAUUUUCAAAGAAGCUGUUUUAAUACAUUACAAGCACCACCUGCACUUUAGUUGAAAGGUUCAGCCCAGUAAAGAUAACAAUGCUCCGCACCUUCACAGCUUGUUCAUGUUUAUGCAUACUGUAAAGGAGAGGGGUGGUUGUUGGCAUCAUUUAAAUUACCAGGCAAUUCAAAAGGACUGUAUCCAUGUAAUCAUGCCCCUGCCUAUUAGACACUAGUUUCUAACACAUUUCAGCUACAGCGUAAUGUCUUCAUAGUGACACAUUCAAAGGUGAUAAACUGACAUCGAUCCUCAGGAAUAAUCCUGACAUUAUAAACAUGUUGGAUGGGGCAAUAAGCUGUAAUGGCUGACUGAGUGAACGUUUCCUUGCGGAUAUCCACUGGCAUAUCCUCGACCCGUAAUCAGCGUGUUUAUGAGUUCCUGGUCUCUGAGUUUCAUUCAGGCCAUAUAAAGAUUAGCCUCUUUAUUUCUUAUCUCAACACAACACGUUCACACUCGGCUCAAAAGCAGGUGCUAUGGCCGACGAACAAAAGCUUCCUUUUCCUCAAUGAUGUUCAAUUACCGCAUGAUAUAUCAGCACAACAUGGUGCGUAUAAAGAAUAUGUUUAGUUAAAAUCCAAAAAUGCCUAAGGGCAUCUAUCUCCCACUGAUUUAUUUGUAUUGUCCCAAUUAAACCUGUCCGAAACAAUUAAACAAAGAUGCGUGCUACACACAAAAAAGGUUUAUUUGGAUAAAAAAAGAAAGGCAUUUAUAUAUUCAAAUAUGGUUAUACAGCAUUCCCAAAAGGCAUAAACUGAUCCUAAAAAAAAUGCCAGAUAAGCCAAGAAUUGUCCAAUAUAGAUUUUCUUUUUCAUUACCUGUGGGCUCACUUGCUUAUUGGUUAUCUUACAUUUUAAAUAGUCUUACAUCCUCCUGCUUCUUUAUAGAACAAGAAAUUGCAUUCACGUUAUUUUAUAUCAAACAUACAAUAAUUGCAAUUCAAUUCACUGAUAUAUUAGGUGUUAUGCUUAACAUGUUUUAUUUUACACUUAGAUAAGUGACAAUUUCUGCAUGAAAUGGUUGAAGAAAAUUACAUAUUAUGAGAGUACAGGUAUACAAGCUAUAUGACAAGUGAACACAGCACUUUUAUACAAAAACAGCAUGGUGAAUUAAAAAAAGUAUCUAAGGCUGCCUCAGCCAAGAAGCCUUGACAACUGCAAGCUACAAACAUUAAUUAAAGAACCUCCCUGGUUUAGACACUGAAUAUUCUACGUUUUCUAUAGCUGACAGAUGUUAGUGGUCUAUAAACAAUUGAGAAAAUAUUGUGCUUUUUAUUUUUAGAAAUAACACCCUCAGUUUCAUUUAAAGAAAAAAAAAUGUACUAUGAAGCUACUCAAAAAGGAAUUUUAAAAAUGGCAGAGGGUGCAGGAAAAUGUGCUAUGUCUGUGUGAGCAGUUAGUUGUGUGUGCAUGUGAUUGUGUGUUUUCCUGGUUACUCAUGUAAUGACGUUAGGGCCACGGCGCCCUGUCCUCUCAUGGACAUUGGAGAUCUUCAGAGCGAUGGCAAUGAGAGGACCCAGCACUACCUGCAGAGAAGAACAUAUACCAUACAUUUAAAACAAUGAUCAUUAGAAUGCUGAUGUUUAAAUAUAAAAUAAAGGAGAUGAGAAAACA